AUGGACCAAACAGAAGUCAAUUACAAUAAUGGCCAUGAGGUAGAUGAAGGGAUACGCCCUGAGCUGAUUUUUGAUUCAAGUGGGUAUUAUAGAUCCACGAUUACAGCUAUUCCAGAUAAGGAUGGCGCUCUGAAAGUGUCUGGAAUUCCAUUUGUUGUGAGCGUCAACCUAGAGAAUUAUGAGAAUGAAAAUGUUCCUUUAUGUGAUGGAGAGAUCGUGCGAUGUGAGUAUUGCAAGUCGUACUUGAAUCCAUUUGCUGAAAUUAUUCCACCAGGACUGAAGUGGAAGUGCAAUAUUUGUUUAAAAACGAACGAUUUGGCUAUGGCGUUCCAGGUAACAAGCAGAAGCUCAUCAGCGGGCGGAAGCAUGUUUGAUCCACGUGCUAAUGCAGUAUGCAAUCGAGACUAUUCAGGCAGGAUUGAAUUGAGAAGCAUGGUGUAUGAGUUGGAAGCGCCACCAAAUUACUCACUGAAGACGCCGUCACCGCCAUUGAUAUGUUUUUUGAUAGAGGCCACGUUUGAGUGUAUGAAGUACAGGACGAUUGACUCAAUUGUGAGGAGCAUUAUUGAUGGAUUGAAUCCGGGGUCAUUUGAUGCGAGAGCAAAGAUGAUGUUUAUGUUUUUUGACUCUUCGGUGUAUCUUCUGAGGCAAGAUGGGGACUUCACAAUUAUUUCAGAUGCAUCUUUUAUUCCAUUCUUUGUUGAUGAUGAGUUUCUGUUUCCACUAGGACAUUCGGUAGAUGCAUCAAAGCUGAAUGCAUUUUUCUCAAGUAACAAGUCGACCAGAAAUAACUACGGAGAUGCGAUUAGAAUAGCAGAAAGUAUUAUUGGGCCGAAUGGCGGAUGCAUAGUUUCGUUUGUGACGACGCAUCCUAAUAUGGGGCCUGGUGUUGUCGAACCGUCUCAAAGUGGAUUAAGGUGCAGGUCUGUGUUCUACAAGGAGAUGGCUGCUCUGCUGGCAAAGAAGUCAAUUUCAAUGACGCAGUUUUUAUUUCCUCGUCUAGGGAUCGAUCUUCCGACGCUGAGUGUGCUUAGCAAAUACACAGGAGGGAUGCUUUAUUAUUAUCCAAACUUUGAUGGCGCAGAUCCUAUAUUUGUUACAAAGCUUGCAAACGAUCUGGCAGCUCAUCUUGAUCUUGAUAUUGGGAUGUAUGGAAUGUGCAGGAUCCGGGCAAACUCGUCUGUGUUUAUCAAGGAGUACUUUGGGUCUUUGCACCAUAGAUCGGCAGAUUUGCUUUCAUUUUCAACUUUUUUCCCUCCGCAUACCUUUAGCUUUGAGGCUGAGUUAGUCAAGGAAGAUGGAUCAAAGGGUGUGUGUUUCCAGGUUGCGAUUCUUAGGACACUUAGAACUGGAGAGAGACGAAUUAGGGUGGUUAACUUCUACAUUGAUAGGACACUGGCUUCUAUCUAUACGAUUGUGGACUGCUGUGCAAUAGCACAUGCAUUUGGAAUGAAGGCGUUUUUCUUUGAGUCUAAGGAAAGAGGAGGGGGAAUUGAGUAUUUGAACAAGUGUAUAAGGGAGAUAGUGAAGGCAUAUAAACAGCAUUCGAACACAACAGCGAUGUUACCACAGUCUCUUGAGAUGCUACCCAUGCUUGUUCUGUCCUUGUGUAAGUCGAUUCCAUUAAGACCUGCAUCAUACACGCCUGUAGAUUAUAAGUCCUAUUACACAUAUCUGAUCAGCAACUCGUAUCCAAAGCUUGUGGAUGUGAUAAUAUAUCCUACGCUUAUUGCAUUGCACAGGCUUGAUGUGCUGCAGCCAUUGAAUCUUACACUCAACUGCCUAGAAACUAACGGGCUGUAUCUUCUGGACACAGGAGUCACAAUAUUCUUCUUUGUUGCCAGAGAUUGCGAUCCGUCGCUUCCAGAGCUGCUUUUUGAUCCAUCGAUGGGAUCUGAAAGAUUUAUCUUUGAUCCUGAGCGGAAUGAGUUCAGUGAUGCAGUUAGUGAGAUAGUCCGCAGUUUGAGGAGCAAUAGGUACCUUACGCCUAGUUAUGUGCUUGUGAGGGAUGAUGGAAAAAGCAGCAUAUACAAGGAUAUAUUCUUCACGUAUUUUGUAGAGGAUGAGCUAUAUGGGCUUCCGUCGUAUGCUAAGUUUUUGGAGAUGUUGAAGAGUCAAUAA
Ordospora colligata OC4 is the source of this 2121-nucleotide messenger RNA. Its product is annotated as Sec23/Sec24-like protein. Gene Ontology annotation, cellular component: endoplasmic reticulum exit site; COPII vesicle coat. Lineage: Eukaryota; Fungi; Microsporidia; Ordosporidae. Gene Ontology annotation, molecular function: SNARE binding; zinc ion binding. The coding region runs from base 1 to 2121 and encodes 706 amino acids. Gene Ontology annotation, biological process: COPII-coated vesicle cargo loading; intracellular protein transport; endoplasmic reticulum to Golgi vesicle-mediated transport. The record is from RefSeq and is a predicted model, not a curated record. The transcript has a single exon.